GCUGUCCUUUUGACCAAUCGAGUUUAAAAGGUGGAGCUGACGUCGUUCUGGUUGGGGUUAUGACUAUAUCUUAACACCGUGAAAGCCCUGAAUAAACUCUGCUUUGCUGUGGAAGAUGAGCAAGCGUUCGCAGAAUAAUAAGAAAUGUGCUGUUAUCGGAGGCUCUGGCUUCUUGGGCCAGCAUUUAGUAAAGAAGCUUCUGGAGAAAGGAUAUAUUGUUAAUAUUUUGGAUGUCCGAAAACCAUUUGAGAAUGAAGGUGUACAGUUCUUCAGUGCAGAUCUGUGUUCUAAAGAGGAUAUACUGCCAGCAGUUCAGGAUGUGAGCAUCGUGUUUCACUGUGCCUCUCCAGCACCUUCUAGUGACAACCGAGAACUCUUCUAUAAAGUUAAUUACACAGGGACCAAAACUAUAAUUGAAGCAUGUAAAGAAGCUGGUGUACAGAAACUGGUGCUGACUAGUAGUGCUAGUGUUGUAUUUGAAGGCUUAGACCUAAAGAAUGGCUCUGAAGACCUACCAUAUGCUAAGAAGCCCAUUGACUACUAUUCACAAACUAAGAUAUUACAGGAGAUGGAAAUUCUUGGUGCUAAUAAUCCAGAUCAGAACUUCAUGACAAUUGCAAUUCGUCCACAUGGCAUUUUUGGACCUCAAGAUCCACAUUUAGUACCUGUCCUUGUACAGGCUGCCAAGAGUGGCAAGAUGAAGUUUAUGAUUGGAAAUGGCAAAAACUUGGUAGACUUCACCUAUGUUGAUAAUGUUGUGCAUGGGCUGAUCCUGGCAGCAGAGAAUCUUCACCCAAAGUCUUUCAUCUGUGGAAAGGCUUAUCACAUCACAAACGAUGAACCGAUUCCUUUCUGGACCUUCUUGUCUGAGAUUUUAGUUGGACUAAAUUAUGAUCCUCCAAAAUAUCACAUACCCUACCUGCUGGCUUAUUAUUUGGCCGCCUUGCUUUCAAUUUUGGUGUUACUAUUGAAGCCAUUUGUAACCAUUAAACCUACAUUCACUCCCAUGCGAGUAGCAUUAGCAGGAACAUUCCACUACUACAGUUGUGAAAGAGCAAAGAAAGAACUAGGAUAUAAACCUGUUGUCUGUCUGAGUGAAGGAAUCAAGUAUACAAUUCAAAGUUUCACAUACCUCAAUAGAUCAAGGUAACUACAGUUUCAGCCAACCCAUUAUUUGUUACACUUUUUAGGUUCUCAAUCUGAUGGUACCAAGUAGAUUUGCAUAUCUAGCUUAUUUGUGCCUUGAUAAAAUAUUUCAAUUAUUCUUGGUUGGGUUGCAAGACAUGCAACCCAACCAAAAAUUGGUAAAAUGCUGAUAUGGUGAUUUCUGCCAUUCCUGAGAGGGGAUAAAUAAUGUCUGUCUUGUUCAUUGGUAUUGUUCCUGUAGCCCAUUAAAGAAACCAAUGCAAAUCUUGUACUCCCUAUGGAUAGAAAAAAGACAUUUGGUGACCAGAGGCCUUGUGGGGUUGUGUUGGAGGGGGGGGGAGGU
Molecule: messenger RNA, 1489 nt
Organism: Carcharodon carcharias (great white shark)
Lineage: Eukaryota; Metazoa; Chordata; Chondrichthyes; Lamniformes; Lamnidae
Gene: nsdhl
Product: NAD(P) dependent steroid dehydrogenase-like
Exons: 7
Coding region: 116-1150 (344 amino acids)
Biological process (GO): steroid biosynthetic process
Molecular function (GO): 3-beta-hydroxy-Delta5-steroid dehydrogenase (NAD+) activity
Source: RefSeq, a predicted model, not a curated record